UGCAACAACUUGUUGGUACUCAGCAUAAUCCUUGGCUAUAAAACGCAGUCAAUCCCUUCAACUUCAAUACAAAACACAUCUCAUUCAAAUUCUCAUCACACAAUGGCUUGCAAACCUUCUUCUUUCCUUGCACUUCUUCUCAUCGCCACUAUCCUUCUUGCCACUACAUGGCAAGCGGUCGCUAGACGCCACAUUAUUCCAAAACACUCAAACAAAGGGGACAAGAAAGAGCCUCAAUUUUUGUUCCCUCCGGAAGGUAAUUUCCAUUUUCCUGGCUUUGGGGGAGUAGGGCUGCCACCUUUCUUUGGGUUUACACCUCAAAGCCCAAACACUGGUGGUAGUGGACUAGGGUCAGGACCACUAGGUCGUGGUUAUGUUCCAGGUGGUGAUGACACCUUUGUCCCAAACCCUGGUUUUGAGUUUCCAAACCCUGGCAGUGGUGGUGGAGUUCCAGUUAAUCCGUGAGUCCUCCCAGUUAUGAGCUAUCAUGCAUUAUGCAUGAUUGCACCUUUUGACAAAUUGUAGUACUAGUCUCCUGUUUUUGGUACUCGUGAAUAAGUAGUUCUCUGUGUGUACUUCAUCUGCUAUUCGUAUGCAGAGCCUCUCUGCUCUUUUCUUGUUUGGAAUGAAGUUAAGCAUGCUGUAAUGCUGGUUGUAUUCGUUGGUACUAAUAAGAAAUAAUGUUACUAAAAAGAAUGAUAACAAGUACCCUUAUUAUAAAGAAUUGGUUAAGAAAUUAGAAGAGGAAAGAUUGAAAAAAUGUUACUAAUGUACCUAUAUAUGUAAUUUCCAAGAUAUUAUCAUGAUUUCUAAUUGGUUCCUGAACCAAUACUCCUA
Molecule: messenger RNA, 837 nt
Organism: Glycine soja
Lineage: Eukaryota; Viridiplantae; Streptophyta; Magnoliopsida; Fabales; Fabaceae
Product: putative cell wall protein
Exons: 1
Coding region: 103-465 (120 amino acids)
Source: RefSeq, a predicted model, not a curated record